Messenger RNA from Striga asiatica, 1407 nucleotides. Lineage: Eukaryota; Viridiplantae; Streptophyta; Magnoliopsida; Lamiales; Orobanchaceae. The record is from the annotation of a GenBank genome assembly.
AUGGAAAACUUCGAGUUGGUUUUCAUCCCCUUCCCCGCCCCUAGCCACCUCUCCACCACCGUCGAGGCCGCCAAGCUCCUCCUCGACCGGGACCCACGCCUCUCCAUCACCAUCCUCGUCAUGAAACUCCCGACCGACCAAACCCUCGACAAAUUCACCCAAGCCGACCCUUUUCCCGGCCUCCGGUUCACCCACCUCCCGAACCAAGAUUUCGAGCCCUCCCCCCACCGAACAAAAUUGUUCGACCUCGUCAACUCCCGCUUGCCCCACGUCCGGGAGGCCGUCUCGGGCCUCCUCAACUCCCGGCCCGGCCCGUCCUCCCGCGUCGCGGGCCUCGUCCUCGACAUGUUCACCACCGUUUUCGUCGAGGCCGCGGACGAGCUCGGCCUCCCAUCCUACAUUUUCUUCACGUCAGGCGCGUCGGCGCUCGGCCUCUUCAACUACCUCGUCUCCCUCAGAUUCGAGAGAGGCGAGGAUCUCACCCGGUACAACAAGGGCUCGGGCCUCGACCUACCCGUCCCCUGCUUCCCGAGCCCUGUCCCGGCCAGAGUCCUCCCGAGUGUGUUCGUCAAUGAGGACGAGUCCCCGAUUUUCCUCGACCUCUUCAAGAGAGUGGCCGGCGUGAGGGGGGUCAUGGUCAACACGUUCGAGGGGCUCGAGCAGUUCGCGCUCGAGUCGCUGAAAACGGACGGGAGGACGCCGAGGGUCUACCCGGUGGGCCCGGUUAUGUGCGGGCCGAGUCGAGCCGCGGACGGAGACGUCGAGGUCUUGGAGUGGCUCGAUGGGCAGCCGGACGGGUCGGUGGUGUUCCUAUGCUUCGGGACGAUGGGGAGCUUCGGGCAGGCCCAGGUGGCAGAGAUCGCGGCGGGCCUCGAAAGGAGCGGGGCCCGGUUCUUGUGGUCGUUGAGGAAGCCCGGCCCGGGAGGUCCGACCGAGUACGGGGAUUUCAAGGAGGUCCUUCCGGAAGGGUUCAUCGGGCGGACGGAAGGGGUGGGGAGGGUGAUUGGGUGGGCUCCGCAGCCAGAGGUUUUGGCCCACCGGGCGGUGGGGGGUUUCGUGUUGCAUUGCGGGUGGAAUUCGGUGCUCGAGAGCGUGUGGGAAGGGGUGCCGAUGGCGGCGUGGCCGAUGUACGCGGAGCACCAGGCGAUCGCGUUUUUGUUGGUGAGGGAGUUGGGCAUGGCGGAGGAGGUGAGGAUAGACUACCAGAUGGAUGAGGAGCCGCCGGAGAUGGUGGUGCCGGCAGCAGAGGUAGAGGCAGCGGUAAGGCGGCUGAUGGCGGGCGGCAGUGGGGUUAGGGAGAAAGUGAGGGAGAUGCAGGGAAAGAGCAGGGCAGCUCUGGAGAAAGGCGGGUCGUCCUAUCAUGCUCUGACUAGUUUUAUUGAGGAUGUUGUUAGGAAUGUUGGUUAG